This is a messenger RNA of Eruca vesicaria subsp. sativa (arugula), 2265 nucleotides long. The record is from the annotation of a GenBank genome assembly. Lineage: Eukaryota; Viridiplantae; Streptophyta; Magnoliopsida; Brassicales; Brassicaceae.
AUGGAUCUGGAUGAAGAUCAUCUUCCUAUUUACCCAUCCAUUAGCUACCUCGAUAUAUUACGUGUUGAAGCUGAACCUAAUCUUGCAGUGACAUCGUGCAUACCGGUACAAAGUCAACCACAUCCUGGAUGGGGAGUUUGGCCUGAUUUGUGUAACGAUGACAAAGUCUCAUACAUGGAGGACUUGAUAACAACCCAUCAACCCUUUGGCAAGUAUCUAUGGCAUGGUGGUGACACUUCUUGUCCUGUCCUCACCGCAAAUGCAGAGGAGGAACCUGUUGUGAAGAUGAGAACUUCAAAGUCAAAAUCAACUUCUAAGAAGCUCUCCAGCAAAACUCCAGCUUAUCCCAAGAAAGAACUCAGACCAAGGAAGACAUCGAACAAACCCUCCACGUCCCGUAAGCAGAAACGCAUCAGCUCCUACUUUCAAGCAGCCGCCUCAUCCAGCAAUUCAAAUGACACACUAAUGGAAGUGCUAUCUGAAUUAUCUGACACGGUUUCCAACCUUCAAAAAGAGACCAAACUGUUGCGUCUACUGCUCAAACGACCGAAGACGCCUACCUACCGUAAGCGCAUUGCCUUCCACUCUCUCUUAGCUCGGACCAAGAAAGUACACCAAUCACACCGCGGGUGUCAGACUGAACCUUCAGACAUGGCCUUUGCUCAAUCUCCCACACGGACUUUUCCAGUGCCCAUGGAUGAAGAUACCACUCUUAGGAGCUCCCCUGUUGUCAGCCAAUAUGCUGCACAACAUUAUGUCUCACCCAAAGCAACGAAGACCACAGCUUCAAACACUACAAACCUCCAACCAGAACCCCUCUCUCAUUCUCCUGACCACCCUUCACCCCUCCUAACUCCUAUUACUAGUUCCCCUCUCCACACCACUCCAGAACAGCAGAACCCACCCAUCAACGAUUCUCCUGUCCACACUUCACACAACAACACUCCACCGACCCACACCUCCGGAAGUACUUCACCCAUCCACACAUCCGAAAACACUUCACCUGUCCACACCAAAUCCUUCCACACUCCAGAACCCAAAUCACCUGUCCCCCACACAACCUUAGCUAUCUACGAUGCCUCUCACCACCCUAACAGCCCCCCUGGUCAAAGCCCUCUCUUCCGAGCCGUUGGAAUAUUCCAACCUUUAAGCCCUGACCCCCCUUCUCUUUCUCAACCAAGAUACGACUCAUCAGCUAACCAAGCAUCCCAAAAUCCUCUUCCCUAUUGGUAUGAUGGUCCUUUCACACCACAGCCUUCUCCGUCUAAGACUUCUGAUAGUCUGCAAGGUUUCAUAAGUCAUGCUGCAGUACUCAACGCAUUUUCAGCUACCGCUUCUCCCCAAGCUCCUCUUUCGACUCCCCGGUCACUCCGCAGCAAUCAAAAGUCUCAUCAAAGCGUUGUCACCGAAGCUGUAGAAGUGAGUGACGGAGAAGAACCUAAGCACAUCCCAGAUCGUUCUGAAAACCUCCUAGCAAAAGACCUAAGAAGCUGCAAAGAUAUCCCACCUCAAUCUCUAAUUGCACCCUUACCUGAAAAACAAUGGGAUCAUUUUUGCCGUGUGGUGGCACAGAUCAAGCAUGUGGUUCGUCCUCAACUCCACUCCUCCUCACCUACGCUCUCGUCUAACAACAUGAGCUCCUCCUCCUCCUCCUCGUCCCUUCCAGAAACCCGCAGAACCGUCUUCGGUGUCCCAAAAAGAUGUUGGUGUGGAAAGGGCCUUGAUACCUGGGUUUCAGAAACAAAGGAAAAUCCUGGUCGCCGGUUCUAUAGAUGCAAAAUUGCUCUGCAGAGAAAAUCAGAGGUUCAUCUUUUUAAAUGGGUUGACGAGGCAAUACUCGAUGAGGUUCGGAUGGUUGAUGCCAAGCGUCUGGAUCUCCUUCACGAUUUACAAGCACUCUCUCUAAAAACAACGGACGACCUUGAGUCUCAGAGAUCAUGGCUCGCCUGUAGGGACCAAGAGUUGAGGAACCAGAUUAGUGAUAACAACUUGCAGAUGACGCGAGCUCUGGAUGUAGUAACAAUUCAGUUGAAAGAUCAUAUGGAUGCUAAGAUCAAGUCUCACCUUCACUCACAGUUCCCCAUCAAUGGCCACAUCCACAAGCUCGGCGUAGCUGUUGUUGUUAUGGGAUCUCUAUCCUACUUCUAUUGGAAGCUCAUCCAAUUAGAAAUCCAAAUGUUCUGUUGUUCCCCUAGUAUUUGCCUUCUAUAUCUAUCAUGUAGCUCCAACAAUGACACUGUCUUAAACUUUUCUCGCUUCGAUUGA